Molecule: messenger RNA, 1493 nt
Organism: Canariomyces notabilis
Lineage: Eukaryota; Fungi; Ascomycota; Sordariomycetes; Sordariales; Chaetomiaceae
Exons: 2
Coding region: 259-1338 (359 amino acids)
Source: RefSeq, a predicted model, not a curated record
UCGACCGUCAGAAUUACCUGCGGGUGCAAACCCACACCGUUACCUAAUGUCACGCACCCUUCACGCUUAAGCCACUCCAAAGGAGAAAUUGCGGCUUGAACUACAGAUGUAUAACUAACCACAUUCAGGGUAUUUUACGCGAGCAUUUACAUCCGAUAUACCAACAACCAGAGUCCAGAGCCUCCCCAUACUUCACUUGGAAUCCCCUCUUCUGCAGUAGAUGCUGCAAGUAGAUGAUCUACUUGCAGCACCCGUGCGAUGAUCCGAGCCAACACCCUUAGACCAAGAAAGUUGCGGCAUUCACCAUACUCGACCGCGCCUCGAGGAGCCAAACAGGUGGGGAUCAGUACGACAAGUGGUGUCGAGCAGCGGUUGGCGUGCUACUUCUAUAAACGGGAUCCAUUGCGAUACCCAGAAUGUCGGAGAUGUCAGUUUCGACCCAAUCGACUCGCUGAUCUCACAAACCACCUCAGGCGGCACCAUCAACAACCAAUAUUCUGUCCCACAUGCGGCGAGGUCUUUGAAGGGGAAAACAUCGACAGGCGUCGGAACGCCCACAUUGUGUCCCGAGAGUGUCAGGGCAGUGGUGACUUCGACUACCCCGGCGUAAGCCGGGACGUGAUGGAUGCACUGAGCAAGGCGAAAGAAAUUGAGGCAGACGGUGCUGCAACUAUCUACGAGAGACGGUGGUACGGGAGGUACCGACUCCUGUUCGGCCCAGAAGCGCCUCUUCCCCUGUCACCUCACUGCGAUGAGUCGGAUAACUCAGGUCUCGAUGAGGCCCAGGUAGUCCUGAACUACAUCCAGUCUUUUGCUGCGGAUGGUUGUUUGUGGCGUCUUGCCCACUCAUUCGAUUUGUCGAACUCAGAUGAGCUUCACAAGCACUUUGUCCGCCUCAUUAGCGAGUUUCAGCAGUGGACGACGCAGAGAAGAGUCACACGACCUAUGGCCACGCUGCCCUUGGCGGUCCUGGAAGCUCCGGCAUCCGAAUCUAACGGCUUUGCCGACUCCUCAUAUGGUCUGGAACUUCAAGCUGAUCGAACUUCUCGUCGGCCCAGCAGCGCAGAAGAGGGCUCACCUUACAAUUCGCUUUUGGGAGCAACGCCUCCCCCAGACGGCUCUCUCGGGGACGAUUCACGUGUUCUUAGUGACAUUCUAUUUGCUCAAGCCGCCAUCCCGUCACCUCUUCAGCACCCCACCGUUCUCGACAUUGGCAAGCAAGGCCCCUUGAUGGGUACUUUUCAGCUUGGAUUAGGCAAUUCCACGCAAGACCGGUCAGACCAGGAACUCGUCCCGCCGGAUGGUAUUGUCGGAUGUUCUCCCUUCCCCAGCACGUGAGACAGACAUUGAAGGUGUGCCUAUGUAUUUGCAGGUCAUGUCACCACGGAGAUACUAUCCAGUCUCACAACUCCGUUGCAGAAUUUACCUAGCAACGACAAUCCCCGUGUUUCCCUUGCUGCACUAUCACACCACUGGCACCAAUGCUUAAGUUC